CUCUCUGCCCUCACUGCUGUCCUUCCAAAGGGACCCAGACUCCUUCCUGAAGUCUGCACGUCUCCAGCGCCUGCCCUCAUCCUCAUCAGAGAUGGGAAGCCAGGACGUGUCCCCUCUCCAGGAGACCAGCAAGGACCCUUUUUCUGGGGACUGCAGCUGCCGACAGGAUGGGCUGACUGUAAUCAUCACUGCCUGCCUGACCUUUGCCACAGGGGUCACGGUGGCCCUGAUCAUGCAGAUCUAUUUUGGAGACCCUCAGAUCUUCCACCGAGGCGCUGUGGUCACAGACGCUGCCCGCUGCACAGCACUUGGCAUCGAGGUGCUCAACAAGCAGGGCUCCUCGGUGGACGCGGCCAUCGCCUCGGCCCUCUGCGCAGGAAUCAUCAACCCCCACACGUCGGGGAUUGGUGGGGGUGGGGUGAUGCUGGUGCACGACAUCCGGAAGAACAGGAGCUGGGUGAUUGACUUCCGUGAGGUGGCUCCCCUGGGCAUCCCGCUGGAGGGGGACCUGCAGAAGGACACCAAGCCAGGUCUGCUCGUGGGGGUGCCCGGCAUGAUACAAGGAAUGCACCAGGCGCACCAGUUACAUGGGAGACUCCCGUGGUCAGAGCUGCUGGGCCUCGCAGCCAGUGUCGCCCAGGAUGGGUUUAAUGUCACACAUGAUUUGGCCAAAGCCAUAAGUGAGCUCAAGGACCUGAACUACUCUGACAAAUUCCAGGAGACCUUCCUGCCGGACGGCCAGCCCUUGCUGCCCGGCACGUUUGUCAGGCGCCUGGACCUCGCGGCCGUCCUGGAGCUGGUGGGUGCAGAAGGGGUGUCAGCUUUCUACAGCGGAAACUUGACCCAGGAGAUAAUCUCCGAGGUCCACAACUAUGGAGGAGUCUUGGUGGAGGAAGACUUCAGCAAUUACAGUGUCACAGUGGAGAAUCCUGUCCACACAGUCUACCGAGGUCAUCUUGUUUUCAGUCCCCCACCUCCGCAUGCAGGUCCUGCACUGAUCACAGCACUGAAUAUCCUUGAAGACUUUAACAUCACAAGUCAAGUAUCCAGGGGGAAUAUCUUGCACUGGAUGGCAGAGACAUUAAAAAUAGCUCUGAGUCUAGCUAGCAACCUGGGAGACCCAUCUGAUGAUGUAUCCAUCACUCACGCCGCAGAAGGCAUGGUGAGUAAAUCAGAAGCUAAUUCCCUGCGCCAGCUGAUUAAUGACUCCCAGUCCUUCUCGUCUGAUCUUCAUGUGCCUCACUUCUCCAUGGAUAGUGGACCUGCUGCUAGCCAAGUCCUUGUCAUGGGACCCGAUGACUUCAUUGUUGCAGUUGUAAGUUCUUUGAAUCGUCCCUUUGGCAGUGGAAUAAUAACAUCCUCUGGAGUCCUCCUGAACAGCCAGAUGUUGGACUUCUCCUGGCAGAAUAAAACACUGAAUCACUCCAUUCCCAGGCCGCAGAAUCUCAUUCAGCCUCGGAAACGGCCCCUGUCUUUUCUGUUGCCCACCAUCGUGAGACCAUCGGAGGGGAUGUGCGGGACGUACCUGUGUCUGGGAGCUAACAAUGGGGACAGAGCCUUGAGCAGCAUCGUGCAGGUUUUGGUAAAUGUUUUAACAUUUAACAGGAAUCUGAGUGAAAGUUUGUCACUUGGUCGACUUCACCCACAGCUUCAGUCCAACACCUUGCAGGUUGACAGUGAGUUUCCUGAAGAAGAUAUUGAAUUUCUUGUAUCCAGGGGCCAUCAAGUGGAUAAAGUCAAAGUGGUCUCCCUAGUUCAUGGGGCCAGGAGAACCAACAGUUUCAUCAUUGGCCUGAAGGACCCCAGGAGCAUGGAUGCUGCUGGAGCCACAAUAUUGUAGCACCUCCCAGAUGACAUGUGCACUGAACAAGGCUUAGACAAAUCGACCCAAGUGACGUGCAUGUUCUGAAAUGACCCCUGCUCCAUUUCCAGGGCUGGAGCCCCACAUACACACUGCUGAGUAGACUUUCUGUAUUCCCCUCCCAGGAUGACACCGGAGGAGUUAGUAGCACAAACAUGCAGCACCCUGAUUUUUUUCUUUUAUUUUUAAAUUAUUUUAAUUGCAAGCAGCCUGGUCCUUGUUACAGGAAUGCAGGGAGCACACCUCUUUUGGCAGAGUCUUGUUAGUAAUUUUAGUCUUUUCAAAAGCCUAAUUCUAGCCAGCAUCUUAAUUUUAGUGAGCAGGAACAUUAGCAAAGGAAAAAACAGCUGAUGAUGAUACUCAUCUCCCUGUCAUCUUCAUCUCUCUGUCUUUCCCAAGUUCAUUCUUUGCCUCUUGUGUAAGUCAGUAAUUAGUACAGCCUAAUGUAGUGUUUGUAGGUGCCUGGAGCUGGAAUAUCAGUGAGUCCUUUAAUACUCUGUAUUUUUAUAUAUAUAUAUAUAUAUAUAUAUGGGCCAGCUGAUUUUUGCCAGUGUGCAGCCUCCUGUGUUAGUUCCUUUUCUCACAUCACUACAUACUUUGAAUUUCGGGAGUAAAUAUUUUGAAUCAAGUCACUGUGCAGACUCACUGGCAGUCUCAUUUUGUAACUGGAGCAAUGGUUUUCAACUUUUAACAACUUGUAGAUCCUGCAAUAGUUUUCUUACAGAGGUUCAGCCUCCUCUAUGGUGAAUUUAAACUUAGUGGUAAUGGGCUUAAUUUUCUUAGAUACUUUCUGGAGAUAUAUUAGCAGUACUCCACAGACUUGUAAAAAUCUACAGACUUGGAAAAAUCCACAGACCACAGACUGAAAACCACAUGGAGAGCAUUUAGGUAGGUUCAGGACUUCCCUCACACUGCCUUAUCUCAGUCUGCUCUGAAAGCUUCAAUCAUGUAAUCCCUGCAGAGAGGCUUGGGAUUUUCUGCUUACUACAUUCAUGUCUGUACUUCAGCUCCAUAUUUUGAUACCGGUGGCUCUACUGGAAAAGUUGAAGAGAGUGAGAGAAAAGGUACAAAACAAACUAAACACUACUGAGAUAAUUUUCUGUCUGCAGCAUGUAAUGCAAAUAUAUAUAAAUAUAUAUAUAAAAUAUAUAUAAUAUAUAUACAAGAAUACUUCUGCAUUUCUUGUCUGAAAUAUAGUGAAGAAAUAAUAUCACAACUGACAGCUGCACCACUUCAUUCAACCCACAUUUGGACAUUUCUUUCUCUUUUUACUAACAAGUUAGACAGAGACACCUGGCACUAAAAAAUUCUGGAACUGAUCGUUUUCUGUGGUCUAAAAUUUGAUAAUUUCCUUCAUGGUGCAAAUGCAUCCAUGGCCACUGUACAUAUUAUAUAUGUAUGUCUGCUUAUGGUUGUCUUGGUCUUUCAUUUGAUGAUUAUACCAGUCACCCCCAACCUUCCUCCCGAGGGGCCCCAUAACACCCCUCUAUAACACACCUUCUAAUGCUUGUUACCAUUUGACAUGGGGAGCGUAUAGGUCAUUUUGGGGCAGUCAGGGCUCUACAGCAGAUAAUCGGACUAAUCGUUUCUGCCACCUGUCAGCUGAUGAUCUCAAAGCAUCUUACAUGAGGCGGUGCACGUUGUGCCGAGGAAGGGCAGAGAUGCUUUUACGCUUCGCUGAGGCGCAGCCACCCAUGAGAAGAGCAGAGCAGCUCCCUAGCAGAGGGGAAGUUUGAUGGUAUUUGCUGUUACAAAUCUAUCAAUGGCCUCAGCUGAGAGACAGGGCAAGUACAACAUGGUCUUUGGGAAAUUGUCUUCUGUGCCACCACACUGCCCAUAGGGCAAGAAGAGACUUUCUUCACCAUAGGGACAUCAACUCUAUUUAUUGAUUUUUCUGUCAUCAGCACUAGAGUUGGUCACUGUCUGAAGCUGGAGUGUUCAUAAAACGACGUGUCUUGGAGCAGACCUCUUCAGGAUUCAUGGGAAGGGGACGAUGCACUUUUGUGUGUUGAAUCUUGACUGGUGGAAAUUUGGUGUUUUCUGGUAUGGUACAGCAGUGAUCUGUCCCUUGGGCACAGAGGUUUACUGUGCACAGCUGCAAAAUAAGUGGUCAAGUCAUUGCUUCAGUAUUUUGCAUGGCAUAUAACAAAACACUUGAGAGAUAAGAUUCUUCCUUAUUAACUGAAUUCACCAACUCACUUCUGAUGCUGGAAACCAUGUAUUCAUUUGCGAGUUAAAGACUCUGGUCUUGAUUCAAAAGGGCGCUUACAUGACCCAAGGUACAAUUUCACAGCAAUUAUCCAGAAUCUUAAAAUAAAGCAUGUUCCUAAGUGCUCUGCUGGAUCAUGGCCUGUGUUGCAAAAAAGAGAAAAUUUAAAAUAAUUGGAAGAUGGGAAGAUGGCCCCUAGGUCACGGCUAAGAGACAUAAAGAUAUUUUCAAUUAUUUCCCAGUUUCUUUGUUUAAAAACAGAAUCAGUAUAGCACAGAUGUAUUCAAUACUGAAACCUUUAAUCUACUAAUUGGCUCAGUGUCUCUGAUACUUGAGUCCAUCUGUUGUGAUGAGAGCUGAUUAAUUUCAUGUGAGGUACCAAGAAAAACCUGAUGUUUCCUUCUGUACAGGUGAGAUGAUAGACAUUGUGAAAUAAAGGGCCGUAUUCUGGAGAUGUGUGUGUGCAGAGUAACUGCACUGAUUUCAACCUGGCUAUUGCAGACAUCUAGCAGCUCUGAAGCAGAAUUUGUCCUGAAACUUUUACAUGAAAGUGUCAGUAAGGAGCUCAGAACACAAAAUACAAAAUAUAAAGUGUCUGAGAAAAACAAUAAAGAAAAUUUUUAAAGGAAUGAAAUAAACCCAAACAAAAUAAAGAAAAAAGAUGCCUUUUCCAAAUGUGACUGUUAUGAUCUGGAGUGUGAUCAGCUCGUCUCUGCCCACAUUUGCAUUGCUUCCUGUCGACGCAUGCUGGUUUUUCAUUGGGAUAAGCUGCAGACAGGCUCUGCUGCUACAUGUUAACUCGGUUUAGCAGUAUUUCUCACGAAGUCUUGAUGCCGUUCACGAGCACAGGUAACGGGCAGUGCUUCUCUAGCCUUAGGUACCACUGUUCACCUGUGUGCAUCGAGCUGUGUGUAAAGCCUAAAGGGGAGACAACACAGAAGUCAGCACCACCGUCCUGCAGCUGUGGGGAUGAGGAUGCUCUGGCCCCUCAGCUGCACUAUUUUGUUUCCAUCACUGUCCUAUUCAGUGCCCAGAUGCUGCGAGGGGAUGGAGCCUGCCCUGCUCCCACCGGCCGGGAUGGGACAGAUGCUGCUGUGGUUGUCAGGGUGGGUAGAUCCACGCUGCCAGUGCGGCUUGGCACCGCACCCGCCACAGGUGCAGAGGAAGGGCCGGGGUUCCCCUGCUGUCCCUGGGCACGGGUGUGAGACCAGCCGAGGAGCAGCCCUGGGCACGCCGUGUGUUUCUGCACUCCAGCCAGCAGCUCGCCCCACCCUGUGCCUGGGGGGAGCGGGGGCUGCCGGGGCAGGUGAGGGCAGAGCAGCCGCUGCGGCUGUACCUGGGGCAGCGGGUGCAGGUCCCUGGUUUUCAGGGAUGACGACCGGUGUCCUGCAGCUCUGCUGCAGCUCUGCCAGCAUCUCUCUGAGGAGUUCCUCAGCUGGGGUGGGGGUCCAAAAGAGCCUGUUCAGUGUGAGCUGGUCGGCUAAGCUGCCAGGGGAGAGCUGCACCCCCCAGAGUGCUGCUGGGUCCCUCUGGCUGGACCAUCUCAGAGCCUCCUUCCACCUGCUGCACAACUCGACAGGCUUCCACGGGCUUAUGCUGAACACUGACUUGUCGGAGAGAGAAGGGAGUCAGGCCUCGGUAAAUACCAUGAGAUGAAACCUGCAGCUCUUUCAUGAACAAAUCAAAAACACUAAAGAUUUUGUGAAGUUUUGCAAAAAAUCAGGUGAAGUAGGAAGAGCUCCUGUAACACACAGGUAUUUUCAUCACAGUGGUUUUGGAAAGAUCCUUCGUCUUCAGUGGUGGACAUCUGCACACUAACCAGGGAAAGCAGAGCUCUGACAGGCAAAGCUGGUUCCCAGAGAGAUAGGGCACGAUCUAAAAAUGAAACAUCUGUGCGGAGAGGAGAAGAGCUUCUGGAGUGGGAGCACUUGAGCACUGAAACAUGCUGCCCAAGAAGGGCCCUCCAGUGGCCACAGCAUUUUUAGAUGCAGCCUGUCCUCGCAGAGCUGACCCUGCUGCUUAGGGGGGAAUAUCCCAUUUGACAACACCUGCUUUAUCCUCCAGGACUGUCCCCAGCACAGCCGGGGGCUCCCCAUCCGGCCGCUCUCAUCUCUCCACCUCCUCGAAGUCGAGAAGGAGAGGAUGACUCCUGUGUAUCUCCACACUACCUACUGUGUCUGUAGCCAAUUGCCCACCGUUCUCUUUCCUGCCACACUCAGUCUUCACAAAAUCCCAGAUCAAAAGCGAUUGUGACUGCAAUGCAAAAAGUCUCCCUUCUCUCUAAGGUAUUGUACCACUAUUAGAGGAGAAAUUAUUUUGUUCAAGUCAUUGUAUAAUACUUAAGUUUGGAAAAAUCUGAAACUGGUCAUGAGUCUACCUACUUCUUUUGUAUAAUACCUUUCCUGUGAACGUACUGCCAUAUGUAAAUACAUGUAAAUAUAACCACAAUUUUGAUUGUCAUGAUCUCAAAUGCAUUUCUGUGUUCUGUUUGCAGACAAUGGAGGAGCUCA
Messenger RNA from Athene cunicularia (burrowing owl), 6580 nucleotides. RefSeq names its product gamma-glutamyltransferase 7 (gene GGT7). The record is from RefSeq and is a predicted model, not a curated record. The coding region runs from base 92 to 1840 and encodes 582 amino acids. NCBI's taxonomy places the organism in Eukaryota, Metazoa, Chordata, Aves, Strigiformes, Strigidae. The transcript has 15 exons. Gene Ontology annotation, biological process: glutathione catabolic process. Gene Ontology annotation, molecular function: glutathione gamma-glutamate hydrolase. Gene Ontology annotation, cellular component: plasma membrane.